This is a messenger RNA of Ictalurus punctatus (channel catfish), 3167 nucleotides long. It is a transcript of the gene cacng4b, whose product is annotated as calcium channel, voltage-dependent, gamma subunit 4b. The record is from RefSeq and is a predicted model, not a curated record. Bases 406 to 1374 code for a protein of 322 amino acids. The transcript is spliced from 4 exons. Gene Ontology annotation, cellular component: AMPA glutamate receptor complex; voltage-gated calcium channel complex; postsynaptic density membrane. Gene Ontology annotation, biological process: postsynaptic neurotransmitter receptor diffusion trapping; positive regulation of synaptic transmission, glutamatergic; transmission of nerve impulse. NCBI's taxonomy places the organism in Eukaryota, Metazoa, Chordata, Actinopteri, Siluriformes, Ictaluridae. Gene Ontology annotation, molecular function: channel regulator activity; voltage-gated calcium channel activity.
UGGUUAGUGUGACUGAAGGUGGGGUUUGAGACUGAGCCAUAUGAAAAGCCAUAUCAGUUAGUCUGAGUAAACUCUAGACGGGAGAGAAGACAAGCGACUUGGUUUGUGCUAAAAAUAAAAAGAAAAAAGAAAGAAAAAAAAUGAUUACAGUGAACCGCGGUGAUUUAAACGUGGCUCCCGCUGAGCGCAGUGACACGUGGAGGCGCCGCGCGCUUUUCACCUCGCGCAAGUUUGCCGUGGCUCCGGGCGCGCGCGCUGACUAACCAGCCCUGACGCUCGAGCGCGGGAACAAAAGGAGCGCGAGCUGUGGCCAAACACACGCACGCGCGCACACACGCACACACGCACACGCGUGCGAGGGGGAAAAAAAUAGAAAGGCCGAGUGAGAGAUUAUUAUGAGGCGCGAUGGCUUGGUGCGACCGUGCGGUUCAACUGCUCCUGGCCACCGUGGGUGCUUUCGUGGCGUUUAGCCUUAUGACCAUCGCUAUCGGCACGGACUACUGGCUGUACUCCAGGGCGUAUAUUUGCAACGCGACCAAUCUCACCUCGGACGACACUCAGUCUCAACCCAAGAAAACGCGCGGUGAUCUCACGCACUCCGGGCUUUGGAGGAUCUGCUGUAUAGAAGGUCUCAACAAAGGAAGCUGUUACCGUAUCAAUCAUUUUCCAAACGACAACGACUAUGACACCGACAGCUCAGAAUACCUCCUACGUAUAGUACGUGCCUCCAGUGUGUUCCCCAUUCUCAGUACCGUUCUACUAUUUCUUGGGGGGCUGUGUGUGGGAGUAGGACGCAUCUACUACAAGAGGAAUAACAUUUUGCUCAGUGCAGGGAUCCUGUUUGUGGCAGCAGGUUUGAGCAACAUUAUUGGGAUCAUCGUUUACAUCUCCAGCAACACUGGUGAUCCCAGCGACAAGCGCGAUGAGGACAAGAAGAGCCAAUACAAUUACGGCUGGUCGUUCUACUUUGGAGCUCUCUCGUUCAUCGUCGCGGAGGCGGUUGCUGUCCUCGCUGUGAACAUCUACAUUGAAAAGCACAAAGAGGUGCGCUGCCAGGCACGACGAGAGUUUAUCAAGUCUACCUCAUCCUCCUCACCAUACUCGCGCAUGUCCAGUUUCCGCUUCAGGCGGCGACAAUCACGCUCCAGCUCGCGCUCUUCAGAAGCGUCCCGUGAGGCCUCUCCAGUUGGGAUAAAGAUGGUGAGCUCCGUGCCUCUGGGUGAGAUCAACAUGUACACCCUGAGCAGAGACCCGCUGAAAUCGGGCACUGACAGCUCCUAUAGCCCUGAACAUGACUCUGGAUUCCUGCAGGUGCACAACUGUUUUCCCAAAGACUUGAAUGACAGCAUCAACAGGAGGACAACUCCAGUAUGAGAAAACUUCAUGACAGGAAUAUCAUAGAAAUACAGUGUCUUGGCCAUAUAACAUGGGAGCACCAUUGAGGCCUAAUGGCUUAGUAGAAGCACUAGUUCAAUUUUUGCGAUGAUUCAACUACCUAAGGAUGACUGCCUUUGAUAGGGGAAUUUGGAUGGGCUUCAACGACAGCAUUUAAUCCUUAAAUUUAAAUUGCACCAAUGUUUUGGCCCAAGUGGUUCCUCUUUGCAGUGUUAGUAAGAAAGAAUUUAAAAGACUAGCUGUGGUAGACUUGUAUAGCUAAUUCCAUCCAUUUUACAAACAAUCAUUGAGUAGUGCAUUGUGGAAUUAUAUAAAGCGUGAAAUUUCAACAAACAAAUCUACUUUGAUAGGAACUCUUAUUCUCUGUAUGAGUCAUAGAUGCAGUGGAGAUUCACAAACCACCAUUUUAAAUAUGACUGUCCAAAUGUAAAAUGGUGCUACAGGAAGUAGUCUCACAGGUUAAGCCUUCCCCUUCUUGUGUAUUUUGUAUAUACUUGAACCCUGUAUUGCCUUGUCCGUGUCACACGUCUGUAAACACAACUGCCCUAACAUAAUCUGUGUGCCUCUCUGCUUACCAGGAUCAGCAGUUUUAGCUGAUCUAAGCUGUAGGUAUUUUCACUGCAGAGAAUAUUAUGUUUAAUUAUUUUUGUGAAACUAGAAAUAACCUAGGCUUACACAUACUGAAACUACAGAAUGAUUAUGAUACAAAAGAGAAAAUACAAGGCAAGCACAAAGUAUUUCAGUACUGUGAAGGUUUAUAUAAUAUUUUUAAUUACAACACUGAUAAUGUGCCAUCAGCUGUCAGUUUAAACCCACUUAUAUGUUGUUCUAUGUGGUGAAUGAAUUGAAGACGAAUGCUAUUUCACUGCCGUCAUUCUCGGCAAAAAGGACCUUGGGGUCUCAAAUGUGGGUUAAAUCAAAGUGUAUUCUGAUGGUGUUAUGAAUCAGAUCUGGAUGUUAUCUGAAUGAUCGCUCUGCCUCUCCUCCAUGCCGGUGCAGCCCUGUGUAAAUCUGAAUCGUGUGCUACUGGGACUGUGACAUUGUGAAAGUCUAAAGAUAAACGUUGGGCUGAGAAAUGUCAGACAUCCAGAACUGAAAGAGCCCGUCAGCAUUGAGAGGCAUUUCAAUGGUGCAGUGCGUUUUCCGAUAACAAGAAGAAAGACUGUCAGUUGCAUCAAUGAGGCCAAACCAGCGCUUCUACCGUGUCUUAGUUUUGUGAGCCUUAUGAUUGGAAUUCCUUUCAAAUCUAUGUGCCAGCCAGAACUGUACUUUGUCACUGUUUAUUUUUUCAAUAUAACAGCAUGUCUGUGGUACAACCUCUUACUUUGUCAUUUAUGUUUACAAGGACACUUCUGGUGGUGAGAGAAUAAUGUACAGUUUUCAAUCAAACGCAUAUUGCUGACUGACUCAUCAUGGGACAAAUCAUGUCAGUUACUUGUGUAUAUAUGGCUACCUUCAUUUACUAAGACAUUUUUUACAUGAGCUUUGAACCAUACCUCUGCAUAGAAUGAUGUAUGGUUGGUUGUCUUGAAUAUUGGCAUUUCCUAUGAUCUUUUGACUGUGCGUGCUAUAGCUAUUAUAAUCAGAGUGGUUCCAAAGGCCUUUCUGGCACUUUGGUAACAUAAUCACGAUUACAUGCCUAUAAUGCUCUGUUUUUCUCAAAGAAGACAUUUUCUCUCCUCAGCUUUGUUCUUUUCUGGUGUUCUCAGUAUAACACUUCCACUAACAACGUCACUAUAACCUUGCUCACUUAAAUAAAUUAAGUCAGGGCA